GCAAAGUAUUCUAUUUUCUAGUGAAUCGAGUGAUGGAUAGAGAAGCGGGAGAGUUAUAUUUUCUGGAUGCCUUCGGAAUCGUGGGAGAGGCGUGGAAAAUCGUGGGUCGUAAGGCGAAACUCUUAGGAGCUAUUACUCUUACCCUUCUGUUUCCUCUUUCCUUUGUAAUCCAUGGCUACAGUUUAUUCUCAGGGCCCCUCACCAACAAAAUCAUGAUGAACGAUUCAUUAUUCGGAAUAGAGGCAGGCAGUCCUGCGGCAGAAAGCGUGAACCACAGCUUGCACCUGCAAAUUGCUGAGCUUUUACUCAUGACGCUGUGUACCUAACCCUAGUUUUUGUCUUCUCUCUGCUGUCUAGGUCGGCAGUGGUGUACACGGUGGCAGCCAUCUACGCAGGCAAAGAAUUGACCUACACAAAGGUUAUGAGCAUGAUACCCAGGGUAUGGAAGAGCCUCAUCCUCACAUUUCUCUGGGUUUUGCUUAUUGUGUUUCUAUCCUAUGUGGUCAUCGUGGGUGCCCUGUUUUUCUGGUUCCUGAUAUAUGGAGCGGUUGGAUUGAAGAAAGAGACCCUUAUCGUUGGGGUGUUCCUUAUUUUCAUCGUUGCUUUUCCUUUCUACGUAUACAUCACCUUGUUGUGGCAGCUUGCCAGCGUGGUGUGUGUGGUGGAGGAUAAACAAGGAUUGAGCGCCGUGAAGACGAGCAAACAACUCAUGAAAGGAAAGCGGGACACGGCGUUGACGCUGAAUAUUUUGUACGGGCUUUUCAUGGUCGUUAUUGGUGGUGUUCAGAGCUAUUCAGUUUAUGAGAAGGGGCAGCAGGUGAUGAGCGUGGGCAUUAUUGCGGCGCUGGUGUUGUUGCAGUGUGUUGCUGAUUUAGGAUGGCUGCUCACUCAUGCUGUGCUUUAUUUUGUCUGCAAAUCCUGUCACCGCGAGGAUAUAGAUUUCAAGGCUUUGUCCAAUCAUUUGGAGAUGUAUAAUGGAGGCUAUAUGCUUCUCAGGGAUGCGUCUAUGGAGUUCGAGAUGCUUAACCCGUAGAGGUUGUUAGAAAAAAUAAUCUGUGUUAGAAUUAUCCAGUAGUACAGUCUUUUAAACAAAAUCUAGGAUACAAUAACUCAGAAAUUAGAAUAUUUCUGAUUAAGGAACGCUAUAGAUAUAGGAA
Cryptomeria japonica (Japanese cedar) is the source of this 1157-nucleotide messenger RNA. RefSeq lists its product as uncharacterized. The coding region runs from base 422 to 1033 and encodes 203 amino acids. NCBI's taxonomy places the organism in Eukaryota, Viridiplantae, Streptophyta, Pinopsida, Cupressales, Cupressaceae. The record is from RefSeq and is a predicted model, not a curated record. The transcript has a single exon.